AUGAGUAUUUCACGCGUACUUUGUUUUUGUUCUUUGAGUGCUGCUUUUUCCAAGUCUUAUAGUAGAAUGCCUAACGAUAAUGAAAACUUGGAAGGUGUGGCCGAUCAAGCUUUACUUCUCCUCACGCAAAUGAAAAGAAACCCAGAUGUAAUGCCUCCGUAUAAUGAAGAAGCCAUGCGAGCGUGUAUUGCCAAAAUGAACGAGCUAUACAACCUGAAUAAUGAAUGCGUGACACGUUUGCGAUCGCAAGGAGAAAGAGCAAGGCGUGAGCUGGAAGCGCUAAUGAUCUGCCGAAAUGAGGCGCUACAGCAUAUUCGUAGGUGCUGUCUAGCCUACAUCCAUGCUAGAGCUGAGCGGAUAAGAUCUUACAGGUGGCGACUAGGAGGAGUCCUUCCGGCUUCUAUAAGAAAUAAUUUAUGUGAAGCAGAAAUAGAGUUUUUCAACGAGUACUGCAGUAGUUUGGUGGAAUUUCAAGCAGGGAUUGGAGAGAAUGGCGUAAAUCUGCUACUGAGUACGCAUCCACCAAAAGCUCUCUACGUUCAGGUCCGCGUUCUUGAGAACUAUGGGGAAUUUGAAACCUCCGAUGGAAAUCUUGUUAUGUUGCAAGUUAACUCAACGCAUUCGUUACCACGACAUGAUUGUGAAAUGCUGAUCAGACAAGGUAUUCUGGAGAUCGCCAACUAA
This is a messenger RNA of Necator americanus (New World hookworm), 684 nucleotides long. RefSeq lists its product as uncharacterized. The transcript is spliced from 8 exons. Gene Ontology annotation, cellular component: GINS complex. Lineage: Eukaryota; Metazoa; Nematoda; Chromadorea; Rhabditida; Ancylostomatidae. Gene Ontology annotation, biological process: DNA strand elongation involved in mitotic DNA replication; DNA replication. The coding region runs from base 1 to 684 and encodes 227 amino acids. The record is from RefSeq and is a predicted model, not a curated record.